Sphaeramia orbicularis (orbiculate cardinalfish) is the source of this 3382-nucleotide messenger RNA. Its product is annotated as guanine nucleotide exchange factor VAV3-like. Gene Ontology annotation, cellular component: plasma membrane; cytoplasm. The record is from RefSeq and is a predicted model, not a curated record. Lineage: Eukaryota; Metazoa; Chordata; Actinopteri; Kurtiformes; Apogonidae. Gene Ontology annotation, biological process: cell migration; intracellular signal transduction; regulation of GTPase activity. Gene Ontology annotation, molecular function: guanyl-nucleotide exchange factor activity; protein binding.
CGCUCAUAAGCCUCCACAGACACGCGUGUCCUCUCAGAAGCGAUGCAGGAGUUUGCGGAUCGCAGUAGACCGAGCGCCGAGCGCCGCUCCUGACAUGCAUCCUGCAGCUCCACAGCAUUAGGAGCAAACUUUUCUGUGUUUUUGGGUGGUUUCUGUGCUGUUCACUUCCACUUGGGUCCCUCGCCAUGGAGUACUGGAGGCAGUGCGCGCUGUGGCUCAUCAGCUGUAACGUCCUGCCGGCGAACCACAGGGUGACUGCGGACACGGCGCAGGUGUUCGACCUGGCGCAAACCCUGCGGGACGGGGUUCUGCUGUGCCAGCUGCUCAACAAUCUAAGACCUCACACCAUCACAAUGAAGGACAUCAAUCUGAGGCCGCAGAUGUCACAGUUCCUGUGCCUGAAAAACAUUCGGAUGUUCUUGACCUGCUGCUGCGACAUGUUUGGGAUGAAGAAAAGCGACCUGUUCGAGGCCUUUGACCUUUUUGAUGUUCGAGAUUUUGGAAAGGUUAUGGACACUCUGUCCAGACUCUCUCACACGGCAGUUGCACAACAAGGAGGGUUCAAGCCCUUCCCGACAGAGGAGACUAAAGACGAGGACAUUUACAAUAAUCUGGAAGACCUGAUUGAUGAGAACGUCCUCGAGGAUGAAGACGAGUUGUACGCAGCGGUGUAUGGGCUGGAAGAAGACUACGCAGGUGGUGAGAUCUAUGAAGACCUCAUGAGGACUGAGCAACAUCCCCCUUUGCCUUUGCAGGCAGAAGUUGAUGUUCGGAGCUGCUGCCUCACUGAGAUCAAACAGACGGAAGAAAAUACAGAGACUCUGGAGUCCAUCGAGAAGUAUUUCCUGAAUCCUUUGAGGAAAUUCUUCUCUGCAGCUGAAAUUGAGAGUUUUGUCAACAUUCCAGACCUGGUUAAACUUCACAAGAACCUGAUGGUUGAUGUUCAAGAUUCUAUCCUUAACAAAAAUGCCUUAAAUCUCUACCAGAUCUUCAUCAACUACAAAGAAAGAUUUCUUAUUUAUUGGAUAUACUGCAGCCGGGUAGAGCGCGCCAUCGCUGGUUUAGACCUCAUCUGCAAAGAGAAAGAGGACGUCUGUUUGAAGCUGGAGGUUUUGCUCCAAAGGGCCAACAAUGGGAAGUUUACACUGAGGGACCUGCUGGUGGUGCCCAUGCAGAGAGUACUAAAGUACCAUCUCCUUCUUCAGGAGCUUGUCAAACACACUCACGAUGCUGCUAACAAGAAUAACUUGAAGAUUGCUCUUGAUGCCAUGAAGGACCUGGCCCAGUAUGUCAACGAGGUGAAGAGAGAUAAUGAGACUCUAAGGGAGAUCGAACAGUACCAGAGAUCAAUUGAAAACCUGAAUCAGUCUCUACUCACCUAUGGUCGACCAAAAGGAGAUGGAGAGGUGCGCAUGGUCUCCAAUGUUGACAAGAGGAAGCAAGACAGACACAUCUUUUUAUUUGAUGUAGCUGUCAUUGUUUGCAAGAGACGUGGAGACAACUAUGAGAUGAAGGACAUACUGGAUCUCAACUUCUUUAAAGUCACCAACAACCCCACCUCUGACCGGGAGGGUAAAAAGUGGUGCUACGGGUUUUACGUGACGCACCAGCAGGGUCAGAUGGGCUUCGAGCUGUUUUUUAAGACGAGGGAGCUGAAGAAGAAGUGGCUGGAUCAGUUUGAGAUGGCCAUAUCAAAUAUCCGACCAGAGAAGGCCAACCACAACUGCCACCAGUUCAAGAUGCACACCUUCGAACGAAUCACCUCCUGCAGCUUCUGUCACCUUUUGCUCAGGGGGAUCUUUAACCAGGGUUAUCUCUGUCUGAAGUGUGGGCUGGGGGCCCAUAAGGAGUGUUUGGGUCGACUAGGACCCUGUGGGAGGACAGAUUGUACCAAGAUGAGGCUCAAGGAGAACACCACCCCACCGGACCCAGGUUUACCCAAGAUGGUUGUGAUCAGAGACUACAGUGGCAUCCCCUGUCCCCAGUGUGGGCCCCCACUAAGCAUUCAUGCGGGGGAUGUCAUCGAGCUGAUGUUUGGUGACGUGCACAGCUCAUGGUGGCAGGGCAAAAUUCUGGCGACAAGCAAGAUUGGCUUCUUUCCAAGUGACGCUGUGAGGCCUUGCCCAUGUGUUCCAAAACCUGUCGAUUACUCUGCCCAGCUCUGGUUUGCAGGGCCUAUGGAGAGAUACCAGGCUGAGGAGGAGCUCCUGGACAAGGAAAACAGCACCUAUCUAAUUCGACACAGGCGAAAAGAGUACACCGAAUACGCCAUUAGUAUAAAGUUCAACGAUAAAGUCAAGCACAUUAAGAUUCUGACCAAGGAUGGCUGCUUUUACAUCGCUGAGAGCCGACUGUUCAAGACUGUGCUGGACCUGGUAGAGUACUACAAGCAGCACUCUCUGAAGGAGGGCUUCAGCAGCCUUGACACCACUCUACAGGUCCCCUAUAGGGAACUGUCCAAUGGAAACAUGCCCAAGGCUGGCAGCGUUCCUCCUGGCGGCGGCGGCUUUGUUCCUCCCUCCUCGUCGCCUUUCUGGUCAGUGUUUUCUCCUCGGGUGGUGGGUAUUGCAGUGGCGCGCUACAACUUCAGCUCCAGAGACACGAGGGAGCUUUCUCUGCUGGAGGGGGACCUUAUCAAGAUCUACAACAAAAAUGCCAAUGGAUGGUGGAAGGGAGAGGUCGACGGAAGGGUGGGCUGGUUUCCCUCUACAUAUGUGGAAGAAGAGGACUGAACUGGCUGGAUGAAUGACAUCUAUUCAGCGUCCAUUCAAACCUGACCACCUCCAGUGAGCACUGUGCCACUCUCCGAGCACUGCGAGUCAGAUCUUUUUUGAUAAAAAAAAAAAAAAAAAAAAAAAAAACUCAAGCCUGGGACUUAAGACGAAACAGCAGUGCCCUCAAAAACCUCUACCUGCCCUCUGACAGACUUUCACGCAGAGCGGAUGUCAAAUCACAGAUGUCACACCAUAUCUUGCCUCUCAGUGGCCCUGUUUGCCCCCGCGGCCCAUUGGGAAGUGCAUGUGCUGUACGUAGAUAACCCACAGCCCCCUCCUUUUUCCUUCCUCACCUUGUCUUUUUAUUGAUGUCUCCAUUGGAGGAUGUGGGACUUGCCUUCACUGUCCUCGUGUUUCGAUACCAGGAAGACUCAGUCACCCAACUGGAACAAAGAUCCUGCUGACAGCGCGUCGCCUUGGUACUUAAAAUGCAGGAGACGUGGAGCAUCACCUGUAGUCGGAAAACUAUAGCCAUCCUUUUACCACAAACUCUAUGUGUAACAGACUGUUUUAAUACUCACAAAUGUAGAUGGAUGGACUAAAAUAUAUGAUAUGUAAGUACUGUUAAUAUGCUGAAAUAUUGUUUGGUGAAAAGCAAGUUUGCAAUC